UGUACUGAAGUAUUUUCUUUAAUAAAUUUAUCUGCAAUAUUUAACUUAAAUAAGAGGUGCGAACCGCGGCGGGCGCUCACUGACCAUGCUUAUAUUUAUUAUUGUAUCUAAAUUACAUUAUUUGAUACAAAAGUUUUUAUGGAUAUGAAUCAUCAGUCAAUUUCAUAUCAGUGAUUAAUUUCUAAAUUGCAUGCAGAACAGGAUGUAGAAUCUGUAAUUAUACAUAUUAAGAGUUUGUAUUGGACAAAUUUUAAUCUAUUAAAUAUGUAUUAUAAAAAAAUCUGACAGUUAUUAAAUUUAAUAUCUUGUUUGCAAAAACUUCAGUCAUUUAUACUAAAGUUUUUUGUGUACUUAUGAUCUUAAUGGUGUAAUUGUGACAUUUCUAGUCAUGGUUUCCACUAAUGAACCAGAAGCUUUGUUCUCAAGUGGCACAGACAAGAAUGCAGACCUGUCUGGCUAUGGAAUAGUGUCAGUGUUACACAAGUGUCAGUCUAAGGAUGCAAGAAAACUAUGUAUAUAUGAUCCUGUAUACAAAAUAAAACAGUCAGUCAAAAAAUAUUAUGACAUAGGGGGAACAUAUACAAACUCUGAAUCUGAUCUUUGGUUUUACUUAACAGCCUUCCCAUUCUCAGAGCAGAACUAUUUAUUAAAUCUUUUUGUGUGCCACAGAAAAAUUGGGAAUGUAACAAUUGCUGUUAAUUUAAAUGGCGUCACACAAAAACAAAUACUGAAAAGUUUACGUCCUAACGAACAUUAUCACUUAAAAACAUUCCUCCUGAGAGAGGAAGACUUACAAUUGUUGGGUGAUCAAAAUCUUUAUAUAUCUGUGUCUAUUGAUAACCAGACAAAUCAGCUAAUAGACAGUGAGAUUAUUAAGAAAAUGAAACUUCAACAGAAUUUGAGCGAAGUCAUACUGAAACAAGAGGAAACUGAUUUUAUAUUAGAAUCUGUAAGUAAGAAAAAGUUUCCAACACAUAAAAUCGUUGUGGGGGCGCACAGUCCUGUUCUUAGGGCAAUAAUAGAAUCAGGGAAGACUUCUGCUUCAUUGGACCUCUCCGACGAAACUAUGGAGCUAUUCUUAGAAUUCUUGUACAAGGGAACUAUAAGAAGUAUAAAAGAGAGAGAUUGCAUUCAAUUACAAGAUGUUGCUGACAAAUUGAAAAUGGAAAAUUUGUUCUUACUAACCCAGUAUGUAUUUGAAACUCAGAUUAAUUUGGAUAAUGCUAUCAAAAUAGCACAGUUAGCAAAGAAAUAUAAUUUGGAGACACUUUGGUUCAAAGUGUGUGCCUUCAUUCAAAAAAAUCCACAAGUGAUGGCCACAGAAGGCUGGAAAUCUCUUACUGAUGUUGAUUUAGCCAAACAAUUAUGCCAACAGUUUGUUAAAUAAUUAAUAUUUAUCAUAACAUCAUAUAGUUUGUAUAAAAAUGUAUUAUAACAAUGAUAUAUAAAGUUAGGGUAAUCAUUCAGUUACUUGUUUUUUUAUAUAUGAAUGGGGUACCUACCCCCUAUAAUGAGCAAUUUACUGUAAUGAUAUCUAAAUACUUAACAUUUUAAUAGGUACUGUGAACAUAAGGAUACUUGGUAAUUAUUUUUGUAUAAAUACUGCAUGUAUAAUGAGGGGGUUGAUUUUGAGGCACUUUCUCAAAAUCUCUUUCUAAAAUAAAAAAUUCAGAGAUUAAAUUGCUAAUAGAUUUAAGUCAAAAUUAUUAUAAAUUUAACUUACAGUAGUCCAUAACACAGUGAUUUUAUGAAAUGAUAUUUUUUUUUUAUUAAUUUAUUUAUUUCUCAAUGAUCAAAUUAAAAUAAUAGGUUAAGGGGUAGAGAAAUAGCGCCGAAGAAUCAACCCCACUAUAUGCGAGGGAAGUUCACCCUAAGUUCCAAACCGGCCAAUGUGCACAAGUCAAAUGCAGUCUCUAAUUUGUGAGGCAAACUAUGAAUAUGUACAAAGUUAGAUAUGUAUGUAAGAAUAGUGUUGCUACAGCGUACGCACGAAAGGGAAGAAAUAUUGUUAUUCUUUUAUGUAUUUUUAUAUAUAUAUUCUUUUAUUUAGUUUUUUGUGUAUAUCUAAGUCUGUUAUGAUUUGUGUACUGUAAGUAAUGCAGAUAAAAAAUGUAUCUAUCUAUCUAAUAAAUGCUUGUGUUAUAGUCUCAUUAGAACAAUAAGGAAUUUACUAUAAAAUUGUAUAUAUGUAGAUAUGUUUGUGGCUGCGUCCACUAUAAGAUGCUUACAAUAAAUCUGUUCAAAUCA
Molecule: messenger RNA, 2247 nt
Organism: Galleria mellonella (greater wax moth)
Lineage: Eukaryota; Metazoa; Arthropoda; Insecta; Lepidoptera; Pyralidae
Exons: 3
Coding region: 389-1387 (332 amino acids)
Biological process (GO): proteasome-mediated ubiquitin-dependent protein catabolic process; regulation of proteolysis
Cellular component (GO): nucleus; cytoplasm
Molecular function (GO): ubiquitin protein ligase binding
Source: RefSeq, a predicted model, not a curated record